Molecule: messenger RNA, 1744 nt
Organism: Dendrobium catenatum
Lineage: Eukaryota; Viridiplantae; Streptophyta; Magnoliopsida; Asparagales; Orchidaceae
Product: AAA-ATPase ASD, mitochondrial
Molecular function (GO): ATP binding; ATP hydrolysis activity
Source: RefSeq, a predicted model, not a curated record
CCCGGCUCCGCCAUCAUCCUUUCCAUGGACGACCACGAGGAGGUCAUCGACUCUUUCUCCGGCGCCAAACUGUAUUGGUCGUCUCAGAUCGCUCCUUUGGAAUCCCAUUCUAUUUCCUUCUACCCCUCUCCCCCCGACCGCCGCUUCUACCGCCUUUCUUUCCACCGCCGCCACCGCGACCUCGUCGCCAAUUCUUAUAUCCCCCACGUGCUUGACGAAGGCAAAGCCAUCGGCCUCAAAAACCGCGUGCGACGGCUUUAUACGAACAAUACCAGUUAUGAUAGCUAUGAUUUUCGAAAGCUGGGGUGGAGUCAUGUCCAUUUUGAGCACCCUGCGACUUUCGAAACCAUCGCCAUGGAUCCGGAGAAGAAGCGCGAUAUCGUCGAUGAUCUGAUUGCAUUCAGCCGUGGGAAAGAGUUUUAUUCUCGUGUCGGCAAGCCAUGGAAAAGGGGGUAUCUCCUUUACGGCCCGCCUGGGACCGGCAAGUCGACGAUGAUCGCCGCCAUGGCUAAUCUGCUCGAUUACGAUGUCUACGAUCUUGAACUCACCGCAGUGAAGAACAACUCUGCUUUACGAAAGCUGUUGCUCGAGAUCAGCGGGAAGGCGAUUAUUGUCCUUGAGGACAUUGAUUGCUCCCUCGAUCUUUCCGGCAAGAGGAAGCAGGAGAGAGAGAAAUCGGAAGAGGAGGUGAAGAAGAUAGGAAGCGAGGAGAACAAAGAGAGUAAGGUCACACUCUCAGGGCUUCUCAAUUUCAUCGACGGCUUAUGGUCGGCGUGCGGUGGAGAGAGACUGGUGGUUUUCACAACCAAUUUUGUAGAGAAGCUGGAUCCGGCGCUGAUAAGGAGGGGGAGAAUGGAUCGGCACAUUGAGCUUUCUUACUGUGAUUUCGAAGGGUUUAAGGUUCUGGCAAGGAACUAUUUAGGGAUCAAGGAGCAUACUCUGUUCGAGAAGAUACAGAGGCUGUUGGAGGAAAGGAAUAUAACGCCGGCGGAUGUGGCUGAGAAUCUGAUGCCAAAGAAGGUAAAGGAAGUCGCCGUAAGUGUGGAGGUCUGUCUCACGAACUUGAUUCAAGCUUUAAUGGAGUCCAAGUUGAAAUCAGCGAAAGGGGAAGAGGAGAUGUUGGCGGGCACGGUGGCUAAAGUGGUGGAGGAGAAGGAAUCCGCCGCACCAUCUACAUUGAAUGACGUGGCGCGUUAAUCCACUUUUUCUUUUUUGAAAAAUUUGGACUUGGCCCGUAUAUUAAAAAACUAAGUAAAAGCUAUUACAUGAAAAGAGAAAGAGCAGCAACAAAAAAAACUCCAAACAAGAGGGAGCAUGCUCACAAAGCAACAAAAACAGCUCUAUCAACGGCAAGCGUUAAAUCCUCUUAUUUUUCACAUCUUUUUAUCUCUGUAUUUUAGGAUAAUAUAGUAAUAAAACACAACUCUCCUUGGCCUAAUGGUUGAGAGCUUUGGCUUCCAACCAAGAGGUCUAGGAUUCGAGUCUAUGUGAUGAGGACAUCAAUCAGAGGUUCAAACAGGUGUAUAGUCGGAAGCAUCAUAGAUCGACGACCAUGAUUCAGAGUUUAUAUUUUUAAUUAUUUAUGCAUUUUAUUUGAGUCUUCCUAUUGUACCCUUAUUAUGAGUUGAGUCAUGUUCAGGACAAUUUAGUUUUUGUUCCUUCUUUAUAUUAAGACCUAUAUAAGGGUCAUUUCCAUUGUAAUGAGAUGAUGAUUGAUUAUUAAGAAAAAUUUUGUGUUUCUUCA